GUCAGUCAUUUGCACGUUUUUACGCAGUUUUCAUUGCGUUUACGUUCUGCGUCAGUAUGAAGCGAAAAAGUCAGGAAUACAAACUAGGUAGCAUGUCACAACACGGCAAUUAUAUCAGUGAUCCGAAACUUGUUCCGCGAAUAAAACAGUAUAUGAAAGUAAAUCGGGGUAAAAAGCACUUCAACAUUUCCGACAUUGCUGAAGAUUUACAAAAACAAUAUGGAGAAUAUGCCAGGAAGAAAAGAAGCACAUUUUUCAAGUCGGUUGAAAAAGCCUAUCAGUUGGUUUGCCAGCAACUAAAUGCUAAUGACCCUGAUUUGUUGAGUAAAGAAGAAGCAAAACAUCUUUCCAAGAAGACCAAGACUGCUGACACAAGCUCGGAUGACUCAGAUUCAGACAACAAAAGUUUUUCAUCUGAGAAUCCUGAUUAUGAAGUCUAUGAGGAAACUAACUCCAUGAACAACAUGAUGUUUGACCUCUACAAAAGCUCACCCACUGUCUCCAAGACAAGUCAGUCGGUUGAGUCGGAGAAAAAAGGACAGCUGAAGACCAUAAAAGAUUCAAGACUGAAUGAGCAAAUGGACACAAGUGUAAACUCAACAACAGCUGAAACAAUCAUUGAUCUAACCGAGGCAAAUGGUACAUCAGGCGUACCCAAAACACCAGUAGUGAAAAAGCCAUCAAGUGAUGUUUCUCAGUCUGGUCGGAAGAAAAACAAGAAACAAAAAGGUGAAGAAGAGAAGCAAACAGAAAAAAACGAAAAACAAAAAGGACCUGUGAUUCAGUCAUCAACAUUUACAUUUGAUGAUAUUGGUGGGAAUGAAGCUACUCUGAAGGAAGUGUGCAAGCUGCUGGUUCACAUGAAACAUCCUGAAGUAUACCAGAAACUCGGGAUCACUCCCCCGCGGGGGAUUCUCCUUCACGGUCCACCGGGAUGUGGCAAGACCCUCCUCGCUCAUGCGAUAGCUGGGGAAUUAUGCCUACCAUUUAUCAAACUUGCUUCAACAGAAAUUGUAUCGGGAGUGUCUGGUGAAUCUGAAGAAAAGAUACGAGAUCUAUUUGACAAAGCUGUGACUACAGCCCCAUGUAUUGUUUUUAUUGAUGAAAUUGAUGCCAUCACACCAAAGAGAGAAACGGCUUCUAAAGACAUGGAAAGAAGAAUUGUCGCUCAGCUUUUGUCUUGUAUGGAUGAUUUAAACAUGAAGAAUAGUGCAAAUGUAUUGGUGAUUGGAGCGACCAAUCGCCCGGACUCUCUCGACCCAGCACUGAGAAGAGCUGGCCGUUUUGAUCGAGAGAUAUCAAUGGGGAUUCCUGAUGAAUCAGCAAGACAAAGGAUCUUGCAGGUUCUAUGCAAGAGUUUGCGUCUUUGUGAAGGUUUUGAUUUUCAUCAGUUAGCUCGAAAUACACCAGGGUUCGUUGGUGCUGAUCUUAUGGCCUUAGCUAGGGAGGCAGCUAUGAUAGCAGUUAACAGGGUUUUUGAUACUAUACAGUCGGAAUUGGUCAAGAUGAAAGAUGAAAACACAGAUGCUUCUGUUGACGUGUGUGUGGAUUCUGUUAAAUCAAAAGAAGAAUGUAUAAGCCAGAACAGCAGAUCAAGUGAAUUACUGACAGUCUUGGACUGGUUGAAGGAGCAGCCCCCACUGACAGACAAACAGCUAGAAGACUUGUACAUUACUGGAGAAGAUUUUCAGCAAGCGAUAAGCUAUGUGCAGCCAUCAGCUAAGAGAGAGGGUUUUGCCACCAUUCCUGAUGUCACCUGGAAAGAUGUUGGAGCUCUCAAGUCUGUGAGGGAAGAACUUCAGCUGGCAAUUCUUGCACCAGUGCAGCAUCCAGCUGAAUUCAAGGCUCUGGGUCUGACCAGUCCACCAGGAAUACUGCUGGCUGGUCCACCGGGUUGUGGCAAGACGUUACUAGCCAAGGCUGUUGCUAACGAGUCUGGAAUUAACUUCAUAUCUGUCAAAGGUCCAGAACUACUUAACAUGUAUGUUGGAGAAAGUGAAAGGGCUGUGAGACAAGUGUUUCAAAGGGCACGUAACUCUUCACCAUGUGUCAUCUUCUUUGAUGAGUUGGAUGCACUUUGCCCCAAACGUUCUGGUUCAGGAGAGGGAGGAUCCAGCGUUCGGGUUGUUAACCAGAUGUUAACUGAAAUGGAUGGCUUGGAGUCUCGGAAACAGGUCUUUAUCAUGGCAGCAACAAACAGACCAGACAUCAUUGAUCCAGCCAUUCUGCGUCCUGGCCGACUUGAUAAGAUGUUGUAUGUUGGUCUUCCAUCCCAGACAGACAGACACGAUAUUCUAGUCACAAUCACCAAGAAUGGCACAAAGCCAAGCCUCUCUGCUGAUGUGAAUCUGGAAGAAAUAUCCAAAGAUUCCCGAUGUGACAGAUUAACAGGUGCCGAUCUGGCUGCCUUGGUACGUGAAGCGUCAGUGACAGCACUGAAGGACAUCAUAUCCCAGCCAGACAGAGUCCAGGUUCACAUAUCAGUAGCAAAGGUUCACUUUGAAGCUGCAUUUCAAAAGGUCAGGCCAUCGGUGUCUAAAAAGGAUGAAGAAAAAUAUGAACGAUUGAAAACACGACUUCAGCCAGAUACAAACAUUGUCUGAUAUUUGCAUCUUGUGUAUCAUUUGUUGUACAUUAAAGUAAUAUUAUU
Messenger RNA from Gigantopelta aegis, 2650 nucleotides. RefSeq names its product nuclear valosin-containing protein-like. The record is from RefSeq and is a predicted model, not a curated record. Gene Ontology annotation, biological process: ribosome biogenesis. NCBI's taxonomy places the organism in Eukaryota, Metazoa, Mollusca, Gastropoda, Neomphalida, Peltospiridae. The transcript has 24 exons. Gene Ontology annotation, molecular function: preribosome binding; ATP hydrolysis activity; ATP binding. Gene Ontology annotation, cellular component: nucleus. Bases 57 to 2603 code for a protein of 848 amino acids.